Apodemus sylvaticus (European woodmouse) is the source of this 1934-nucleotide messenger RNA. RefSeq names its product calcium voltage-gated channel auxiliary subunit gamma 5 (gene Cacng5). Gene Ontology annotation, molecular function: voltage-gated calcium channel activity; channel regulator activity. Lineage: Eukaryota; Metazoa; Chordata; Mammalia; Rodentia; Muridae. The record is from RefSeq and is a predicted model, not a curated record. Bases 46 to 873 code for a protein of 275 amino acids. Gene Ontology annotation, cellular component: AMPA glutamate receptor complex; postsynaptic density membrane. Gene Ontology annotation, biological process: transmission of nerve impulse; regulation of AMPA receptor activity; postsynaptic neurotransmitter receptor diffusion trapping. The transcript is spliced from 5 exons.
CUGGGUGAGACAGCGCUCCUUGCUGCCCAGUCACCAUCCAGGAAGAUGAGCGCCUGUGGGAGGAAGGCCCUGACCCUGCUGAGCAGUGUCUUCGCCGUCUGCGGCCUGGGCCUGCUGGGCAUCGCGGUCAGCACGGACUACUGGCUAUACCUAGAAGAAGGCAUAAUCCUUCCCCAGAACCAGAGCACGGAGGUCAAGAUGUCCCUGCACUCGGGCCUCUGGCGGGUCUGCUUCCUCGCUGGUGAGGAGCGAGGACGCUGUUUCACCAUAGAGUAUGUGAUGCCCAUGAACUCCCAGAUGACGUCAGAGUCCACAGUCAAUGUUCUAAAAAUGAUUCGCUCGGCCACACCAUUCCCACUGGUGAGCCUCUUCUUCAUGUUCAUUGGGUUCAUCCUGAGCAACAUCGGACACAUCCGCCCCCACCGGACCAUACUGGCCUUUGUCUCUGGCAUCUUCUUUAUCCUCUCUGGCCUCUCUCUUGUGGUGGGCCUGGUACUGUACAUUUCCAGUAUCAAUGACGAGAUGCUCAACAGAACCAAGGAUGCAGAGACCUAUUUCAGCUACAAAUAUGGCUGGUCAUUUGCCUUUGCUGCCAUCUCCUUCCUUUUAACAGAGAGUGCUGGGGUGAUGUCUGUGUACCUGUUCAUGAAGAGGUAUACGGCUGAGGACAUGUACAGACCUCACCCAGGCUUCUACCGUCCACGCCUGAGCAACUGCUCUGACUACUCCGGUCAGUUUCUACAUCCAGAUGCCUGGAUCCGGGGCCGCAGCCCCUCGGACAUCUCCAGCGAUGCCUCCCUACAGAUGAACAGCAACUACCCAGCUUUGCUCAAGUGUCCAGACUAUGACCAGAUGUCAUCAUCUCCCUGCUGAGCCAGCCCUAGCCUCCUCCCCCACCCGAACUUCGGAGGGCUGGACAGCAUCUCCCUCUCCCCCUGAGCCGAGGCCCAGGCUGUUCCCUGCUUAGCCGUUGUUACUUGACCACAUCUUCUCCCUGCACCCAGAGUAGCUAGCAUCCCUCGGUGGGCAUCAGAGCCUGGAGUCAGAGGCAUGCUGAUUGGCUGAGAGCAUGGGUGAAGCCCCGCCUCUAGAGUGCCAAUCAUAGCCAUGGGCUCCUGGAAGCCAGCAGCACCCCCAUGCUGUGCUAUGCUGGAAAGAUGCCUUUGUUCUAGUUGAGUUUUGUUCCUGCACUUCCGGGUUAGCCAAGGCCAGGCUGGAGGUGCCGAGUUUCUGAUACAGACAAAGCCAGACUUGAAUGCUUGUCUACCAGCCUGGCUCUCCAUCCAUGAGCUGGACUGUGAGACCAUCUGCUCCAGUGGUCUGGCUGGUUUAGAAAUCUCAAGCAGACUGUUCCUUUUAUGUCAUCAGCCUCUCGCCACAAAAACACCUCUCUCUGUGUAGCACUGCCCCUCCCCCGCCCCUAGGCUCUGGACCAUUUCCGACUGACUUUCAUCCUUCCAGAACACAGCUGGCCUGGUCAGGGACUAAGGUAAGUAAGUAUUCAGCAGUGCCAAUGACGUCACAAAGGUGUUAAUGGCGGAAGAUGUCUUAAUACACAUGACCCCUUGAUAAGCUAUUUCAUGGGGUCUUUUGAUGCCUUAACCCAAAGAAGUGACUGAUAAUGGGAACUCAAGAAUUUUACAGUUUGGCGUUCAGAGUGCCAAGCACUGUGUCCAACCUCUAUUUCCAUCCAAGUCUCUAAGAUCUAAUCGUGUAGACAGGUUCCCGUACCAGCAAAGAACGCCAUAGCUGUGAGCUAGACUUCAUGACACAGUGUGCAUUUUGAACCCAAACAAGACAGAUUCCAGAUGAUCCAGCUGCCCUGCCAAUGACACCUGUGAACAUUUGGGGGUUGCCAACUUAAUCCUAAUAUGGGGAAGCAUCUGCGUCCCAGUUUCAUGGCAUAUGUGGGCAAAUCGCAUGCCUCUAGAGUG